Truncatella angustata is the source of this 1086-nucleotide messenger RNA. RefSeq lists its product as uncharacterized. The transcript has a single exon. The coding region runs from base 92 to 1057 and encodes 321 amino acids. The record is from RefSeq and is a predicted model, not a curated record. NCBI's taxonomy places the organism in Eukaryota, Fungi, Ascomycota, Sordariomycetes, Amphisphaeriales, Sporocadaceae.
AAAACUCUCGGCAGAAGCGUUGAGAUUCGGUGAGUAUUUUCCACAAUCCUACCAAGCCUUGACGUGUAUUAACUUGCUCUUCCUUAGUUUCAUGUCAGAAGAGGCCGCCUUCCGGGCUAUAGAGAAGUUGAACAAUCAGAUCAUCCCCGAAAUCUGUGACAAUCAAAUCCUCACAGUCAGCCACCCUAUCGGUUCCCAAUAUUAUCAACCUCGGCCACGACCAAACAACAAGAAGCCAUACCGCCCGGACCAGGCGAUUUACCCCGAGGAUAAACCAGGCCACGUCACUGCCGAGCCUUGUCGUCCGUUUUCUCCAGAACUAGGCUCAUAUUCGACGAGUCGUACCGCCUAUGCUGAUCCAAUCCAGCAUCAUUCUGGUAACCAUAAGCCCGCACCAUCUAAUGUUGCAAUGCCUCAGGCGCCAGCCUACCAGCCUUACAUUUCUGAGCACCCACAAAGAUUCCCUUCAUCUUCUCUCAAUAGUACCACACCGGCCGAGGCUGGUUUUGUCAUCACCAUGCAACCCCACCUCCCCACAACAGGGCAACGACCCCAUUCACCACACCCCAUCCUUGAUGCUGUGAGCAACCAGGCUAUCUCAGAACGAGAGGAGUCGUUAGAGGUUGAGUCUCACCCUUUCCAGCCUACGAUUGGGCCGGCGCCUGAAGAAGCACAUACAGACAAACGUCAGAUGAGAUACGGAGGACAGCCGGAAGGUAAUGCUCAAGGUGAAAACACAGCUGCAAAGAAAGAGCUCAUAGACGCCGAUGAUAGCCCCGAUAUUGUCACUCAUCACCCUAGCAAGGGAAAUCGCAAUUUUCUUCCUAUAGACUGGAUUGAGCCUGGCUCUUCCAUUGACGGCCGUCUUUCUCCACCAAAUACGUUUCAAGACCACAAAAUCGCCGACCGGCCUGAUACAAUUAACAAUGCGCCUUACAAGACACAUGCGACGACAUCGUCUCUGGAUAUGUUGCUAAAGUACACCACUCAGUUGGAUAACAUUCAUCAUCAGCCACCUUUCCCUCAAAAUCCAAACCGGCAAUCAUCGCGUCCUUAGUAUGGACAAGGAAAUGCAGUUAUCCGUGG